Messenger RNA from Hordeum vulgare subsp. vulgare (domesticated barley), 2556 nucleotides. RefSeq names its product UDP-N-acetylglucosamine--peptide N-acetylglucosaminyltransferase 110 kDa subunit. Lineage: Eukaryota; Viridiplantae; Streptophyta; Magnoliopsida; Poales; Poaceae. The record is from RefSeq and is a predicted model, not a curated record. Gene Ontology annotation, molecular function: protein binding. Bases 148 to 2004 code for a protein of 618 amino acids. The transcript has 12 exons.
UCCACGGCGACGUACCACCGCAGACCCGGCCUCACACUCCCAUCGACCCGCAGGCGAGGAGGACAUCUCGUCGCUACUGUCCCCGGCAGCGCAUCCGCAAGCCCCAGGCCGGUGCUCGCCCCCUCGCCGGAGACACGGGUGGAGACGAUGCUGGAGGCCAAGCCUCCUCCGCCGCAGAGGGCGAUGAUGCUCGCCGACCUCAACGUCGACCCGCCGGAGAGCGACGGCGAGGAUCGCCCACCAACCCCCAAACCCAAUCCCGCCGCCGCCGCCGCCGCCGCCGCCGUAGCAGCCGCCGCCGCUGCUCCGGUGGUCGCCGUCGACUCCUCCACUAGGAGUUGCAACGAGGAGGGUAGUUUGGCAAAAAACACGACCGCGGCGAAGGAGCCUGAUACUGUUGAAUGCGAAGAUGUCGAGCAACAUUGUCCAGGGGCUUCCGUUUCACGCGAGGAGAAAGUUAGCAGCCUAAAAGCUGCUCUGGUAAAUGUCGCCCGGAAGAUGCCUAAGAAUGCUCAUGCCCAUUUUAUGUUGGGUUUGAUGUACCAAAGGCUUGGUCAGCCACAGAAGGCAAUAAUAGCAUAUGAUAAGUCGUCAGAAAUAUUGCUACAAGAUGAACAAGAAGUGCGGAGGCCUGAUUUACUCUCAUCAGUGAGGAUUCACCAUGCUCAGUGUAUUUUGCAAGCAAGCAUGGGCGAUAGUUUUGACGAAGAGCUUGACACUAGUGAAUUGAGUGAAAUCCUUGUUAAGCUGAAGAGUUCCGUUGAAUUGGACCCCAGGCAGGCCGCUGUUUGGAACAUUCUUGGUUUAGUUCUUCUUCGGGGUGGUCAACUUCAGAGUGCUAUCUCAGUUUUUUCUACUCUCACGACUGUUGCUCCAGAUUACCUGGACUCGCUUGCCAAUCUUGGUGUUGCAUAUAUUCAAAGUGGGGAUCUAGAACUGUCCACAAAAUGCUUUCAAGAGCUCGUUCUGAAAGAUCAAAGUCACCCAGCUGCUCUGAUGAACUACGGUGCUCUCCUUCUAUGUAAAUAUGGGUCUUUGGCCGCAGCAGGGGCGAGUGGUGCUGUCAGUGCAGGGUCUUAUCUGCGUCAGAAAGAAGCCUUGGUUGCUGCAAAAGAGUGCUUACUUGCAGCUGUGAGGUCUGAUCCUAAAGCCGCAUCGGUAUGGGUCAAUCUUGCAAAUGCAUAUCACAUGUCUGGUGAACAUAGAAAUUCAAAGAGGUGUUUGGAGCAGGCAGCAAAAUUUGAACCCAAUCAUAUGCCUGCUCGGUAUGCUAUUGCAGUUCACCGUAUCAGAGAUGCUGUAAGGUCGCAAUGUUCUGAUGAUCAGCUUAUCUGGGCUGCAAGUGAGAUGGCAACGGUUCUAAAAGAAGGAGACACUUCAGUAGUUGAUCUCCCAGUUGCAUGGGCAGGGUUAGCAAUGGCUCACAGGGCACAACAUGAAAUUGCAGCUGCUUAUGAUGGUGAACAGGCAAUUCUAAUUGAGGCAGAAGAGCGAGCUCUUUAUACACUAAAGCAGGCAAUCCAAGAGGACCCAGAUGAUGCUGUUCAAUGGCAUCAGCUUGGCUUAUACAAUAUGUGCACGACUCAGUUUAGUCGAUCUGUAAAUUUUCUCAAAGCUGCUAUAGCUCGUUCUCCAGAAUGCUGCUAUGCUUGGUCUAAUCUCGGUAUUGCGUUGCAGUUAUCGAAUGAUCCGUCCUCUGAAACUGUGUAUAAACGGGCACUAGUGCUAUCGUCAAGCCAGCAGUCAUACGCAAUCCUCUCGAACAUUGGGAUCCUUUAUCGGCAGCACAGGUUGUAUGAACUUGCAAGAAAGAUGUUAUCCAGGUCAUUGGAAAUUUGUCCCGGAUAUGCACCAGCCAAUAACAACCUGGGGCUUGUGUUUGUCGCGGAGGGCCGUUGGGAGGAUGCUAUAAGCUGUUUCGAGAAUGCCGUGAAGUCUGAUGACUUGCUUGAUGCUGCCAAAUCGAACCUGGCAAAAGCCCUCACAUUGGCUAAGAAACAGUAGGGCAAGGAAGGGAUGAUGAACGGUGAUGACCUUUCAGCCUCGCGCCGGAGCUUCGAAUUAGGAGGACUAGCCCGUGCAAAUCUCAGAUCUGGAAUGUCAGCUUUCAAGGGGCCAACUCAGAAGCUAUGCUUGGUGACUUCUAAUGCUGCUGCCGUCCGUGUGUCGUUGAUCAGCACCCAGGCUCCGCGUUGCUGUGCUAGUAGGUUCUCUGUGGCCGGCCACUCGGAAAGGGCCCAGAAUCUGUAGUAGAAUUUGACUGCUGUAACAGGCAUGUGACAUGAACAUGAACCGACUGCACCUGUACCAUGUACAUAACACCUCACAGGUUUAGUUGCAUACACAACUCACCGUCACUGUAAGAUCAGUUGCCACUUCGCCAGCUCUAGGUUUUCUCUUGGAAGACUCCGUCUCUGGUAUGAAGUUGUGUUAACACCAUUAUCAAUAUUCGGUAGUGUCACUUGAAGUUUGUAGGAGUUCCCGACUCCCCACUACUAUGGACGCAGCCUAUUUCUGUAUUUCCCCACAAAAUAUGGUGCCUUGGUUCCCCUUUUA